CAUCCGCUUCCUUUUGUCACUGUGAUUCAGUCUGUUUUUUCAUCUGAAGCACGCAGGGAAAUAGAACGACAGUUAUUGAAAAGAGGGAGAUGAAAGGAGUGUGAAGCACAGAUGCAAUUUUCUCUCCCGACUCUCAUAAAGGGCUUUUCGGAGGGAAAUAAGAGAUUGACGCAUACGAAGGAGAAAUAAGUGGAUGUGUGAGAACCAUUUACAAGUUUGAAGACAAACCAGUAAAGAGGCGAGGAUCCAGGAACAGAGAGAACAAAGAGAGAGAGGGGGGACCUGUUCAGUCCCUCAUCAAGCCAAAAGCCUUUCAUUUAUUAGAGAGCAACAGGGUAGUCUGUCUCCAGCAUCUGUAGCGUCAAGCCGUGGAUACAUGUUAGUUCCAAUAGGAUGUGCGGUGGCGUCAGUUUGAGGGUUCUCUUCGACAGCUUGCCUGUGAGUGAGUGGGUGGAGUCCUUUCCCUCCACCCGCUCUAUCUGGUUUGGUGUGUGCUGGUAGUGUAUGUAUGUGUGGGUGAACUCCGUUGCUUGCUCAUUGCUGUCUUAUGGUUGCUAUGAUCGUCUAGUCGUCAUUCGGCCUCGUUAACUGGGUUGUUGUUUACGUGUGUGUGUUUUUUUUUGUGACUCUCUUGAGUAUCAUUAGUUGUUACGGAGUGUAUGGUGGAGCAGUAUGCAUGUAUGUAUGUAUGUACCAGCUCUUGAAUAGCAUGUUGGGAACUGCUUGACAUCCUUCCAAAAAGACUUCCACCUUCAUAGACUUGACGCAGAAUGGUGCCACAGCAAGUGGCAGUUGCACACCACUGUUUCUCCAUACAUGCAUAAUGAAUGCAUAUGGAUCCAUUAUGCAGGAACUGAAGUCCCUUCGGAGGGCUUGAGGCCCAUGUUAACCUCCAUCAGUGGUUUCCUCAAACGUCCAGUGAAGCGCAAUUCGUCGGACCGCAACCCCUGUUGUCAGUCACCAGUGACAGUGACUGUCUGCCUCUCUGUCUGACACCUCUGAGAGUCACCUCUUUGUCAUGCUCUCUUUUUUUUGACCUUUUAACUGAAUCUCUACAUUUCGGUGUUAAGCUUUGAAAGAGGCCAUAUACAGAAUCUGUGGAGCCUUUGAUCAACAGGAGAGAUCCAGGAUUAUCUGGCUUUAUCCAUCCCUCCACCGUCUCUUCUCCUCUCGACUGCUCCUGUUGGUGCAUUAUCAUGAUUGGUGUAAACAGCAUCCACUCUGAUGGGCGGAAUCGCUCCCGCUCUCUUUGCUCUGUGCGUGUUCGCCGGGACUUCCGAGUGAUGGACCCUUUCCGCUACCCCCGCGCCCCUCGCUCUCGUUCCCUCAAACCCUUGUCCUUCCCUGACCUGCUGGGAAGGUCCCAGGAUGGACAGAACCACCCACAGGCCCGCAAGAAAAAGGCACAGCUUGGAAAAUGCAGGGCCUUGUACAACUCCAUUAGAAACGAGAAGCUCCAGUGGACCAUCGACGAGGAGGAGUUGCGCAAGUCCUUUUCAGAGUUGGCCGAUUUGCGCACCGACUCCGCCUCUCACACCAUGAAGCGAAUCGGCAGUGGUCUAGGCGUGGUUCAGAAUCCUGACGCCCUGAUCUAUAAGAAUGGUUUCCUGGUGCGGAAGGUCCACGCAGACUCUGACGGCAAAAGAACCCCUCGAGGUAAGAGAGGGUGGAAGACGUUUUAUGUCAUGCUGAAGGGAUUGGUCCUUUACCUGCAGAAGGGAGAGUACCGUCCAGAUAAGCAGCUGUCUGAAGAGGAUCUGAAGAACGCUGUGUCCAUCCACCACUCUCUGGCCAUGAGGGCAGCAGACUACAGCAAGAGGCCCAACGUGUUCUACCUGCGCACUGCAGACUGGCGAGUGUUCCUCUUCCAAGCACCUAAUGCAGAGCAGAUGCAGUCGUGGAUCACCCGUAUCAACGUGGUCUCAGCCAUGUUCUCAGCGCCACCCUUCCCUGCUGCCAUCGGCUCCCAGAAGAAAUUCAGCCGCCCGCUGCUGCCAGGCUCCAACACCAAACUGUCUCAGGAGGAACAAGUGAAAUCCCAUGAGACGCGUUUCCGGACCAUCUCCUCUGAGCUGAUCGAGCUAACUGCUGUGAUUCCAGACAAAAAGGCCAAAGUUCGUGAUCUGGAAGAGCACAAGCAACGUGAGGAGUACCUGGAGUUUGAGAAAACUCGCUAUGGGACGUACGCAAUGCUACUGAGGUCUAAGAUCCGGAGUGGGGAAGAGGAUCUGUCUCUGUUCGAGUCACGCCUCUUUGACGAUGGGGGUCUCCAGAGGGCCCACUCCAGCCCCACUCUGCGGGAGGAGCACAGCAGCAGCAGCCAGGCCAGCAGUACCAGGGAGGGGGAAGCAGCAGCAGCCAGGCCAGCAGUGCCAAGGGGGGGGCCAGCAGCAGUAGUUCCAGCACCAGGAGGAGCAGCAAGACCAAACGCUCUGAGCCCCAGAGACACAGCUACAGACAGGCUGUCAAACAGUGAGAGGGACACAAGAGGGUGUUGGGGUGGACAGGGUGGUUUAAACGAUUGGACUAUCCGUGAUGAUCGAUACACAAGGACCACUGGUGUGCCCGGUCUCCAUGACUGGAAAAUGGUGGGGAGGAGAAAGAUAAUGAGGGGAUAGACCUGUUGCAUGCUUCUAUCCCGAGAAACCACAGACACUGGAUGCACCAGGGCUAAUUAUACAGUACAGUGGAUACUCAGUCUCCCAUUUUACUAUACAAAUGACUAACUUCUGCGUGGUCCUACAUUACUGGUAAUAUCCACAUUUCAUUUUAUUUGAUUAUGCUUUUGGACCAAAUUUUUGUUGACAGAGAUCGGAAUAUUACGUUAAAUCAGUCAUUAGAGCUGGGGUUUUUAAGAGGUGUAGGUUGUUUUCCCUCCACUAAGGUUCAGUAUCGAUCCAUUCCAUCUACUGUAUGUCAUUACCGCCCAGCCCACCUCUCUGUGACCGAGACAGAGCUGCAUCAGCUGAUCCAACUGUUCCCAUGGAGACUAAACGGACCCCGUGCCCAUGUCAGGACCCCUACCGACCAGAGUGCCAGGACCUCAACCCACCCACAAUGCAUUUGGAGGAAACUGGAAGAAACACUGUAUUCUUCAUGAGACAUGAUCAAUUGGAACGAAUAUAGAAGGUUACUGGACAUCAUUUUACAAUGCUGCAUGCACAUACUAGUUUUGUUUUCAAAGUCUUUGCUAUGAUUUUGUUAUUCUAAGGACUUUUCUGGUGACAAACUGCACUGAUCCAGAACCAGGCCCGGUUUGAGUAACUGUGUAGCUCUGCUGGGUCUAAUGAUUUCUAAAGACCUUUUACACACAUCAGCUAUGGCACCGAGGGAUUUGUCAUACUAAUGGGUUGAUGAAGUAGAUUGAUCACACAGGCUGGCUAUCUGUCCGUUUAAUUAACUUUUGAAGAGAACUGCAUGCAUAUCAGGAGCUUGAUGACUCCGUCUUUGAGGACAUGCUUCACUAUAUCAAAAGACAAUCGUUUUUUUUAAAAUUCUUACGUUAUUCACGUGGUGUUUUGCAUUUGUACAACUGAAAAUGAAACAUGACAGAGCUUAGUUUACAGUACAUCUCAGUUGUAUGUCAAACACUCGUUUGAAAGUGUCUACAGGAAGAACGUCAGAUCAUUUUCAAAUGUUGGUAGAAUGAUUUAAAUUCAGUAUUAUGAAUUGUAAUGAGGCACUUUCUACCACACCCAAUAUAUUGUAUAAAAGAAUGUAACAUGUGUAAAACUAUAUGGAAUGUUACGGCGUGGCAUAGCCAUUUUCUUCUCAGGCUGGCAGUGUUGUCUGUAAACUGGUGCAGUAAUGCCACCAAAGGGGGCAGUUCAAAUGGGAAACGUUGGUCCUAGGUGGUAAGAUUGACUUGACUGUAUAAUACAGGGUUUAUCUGGGUGUCAUGGACUCAGAGGCUGCAUUUACACGGGCAGCCCAAUUCUGAUCUUUUCCCACCAAUCACAUCUUUUGACCAAUCACCACAGAUCUGAUCUGAUUGACCAAAAGACCAAUUCAAAAAUAAUAUAGAUCUGCUUAAAUGCAGCCAGAGUGAAGUCUUACUGCUUUACUUUCCCACGUGUUAAAAUAUGACCACGGUGAAAUAGAUUCCAUGGGCGGAGGUUCCCAACAGUA
Messenger RNA from Oncorhynchus masou masou (cherry salmon), 4128 nucleotides. RefSeq names its product pleckstrin and Sec7 domain containing a (gene psda). Lineage: Eukaryota; Metazoa; Chordata; Actinopteri; Salmoniformes; Salmonidae. Gene Ontology annotation, biological process: regulation of ARF protein signal transduction. The coding region runs from base 1197 to 2618 and encodes 473 amino acids. Gene Ontology annotation, molecular function: guanyl-nucleotide exchange factor activity; phospholipid binding; protein binding. The transcript has 8 exons. The record is from RefSeq and is a predicted model, not a curated record.